Messenger RNA from Vitis riparia (riverbank grape), 2441 nucleotides. RefSeq names its product nijmegen breakage syndrome 1 protein. Gene Ontology annotation, cellular component: Mre11 complex. Gene Ontology annotation, biological process: mitotic G2 DNA damage checkpoint signaling; double-strand break repair via homologous recombination. The transcript has 14 exons. The coding region runs from base 84 to 1871 and encodes 595 amino acids. NCBI's taxonomy places the organism in Eukaryota, Viridiplantae, Streptophyta, Magnoliopsida, Vitales, Vitaceae. Gene Ontology annotation, molecular function: protein binding; damaged DNA binding. The record is from RefSeq and is a predicted model, not a curated record.
GGGUGUCUCUGGUACAUCUCCACUGCCAUUAACAGUGAAUAGCUCCUUGUUUUGGAAGACGCUACUGAUUGAAGGCUCAAAACAUGGUGUGGGGUCUGUUUCCCGUUGACCCACUUUCAGGUGAAGAUAGUUACUAUAUCUUUGCUAAAGGCACAUACAAAGUGGGUCGUAAAGGUUGUGAUGUAAUUGUUAAGAAAGACAAGGGAGUAUCCCGGAUCCAUGCAGAGAUAAUUGUUGAUUCAAUGAUUUCCCUAGAUCCACAGUGGAAUAAAUCUUCUAACGUAUCCUCCAAUGUUCGGAUAAGAGAUUGCUCAAAGUAUGGGACAUUUAUUAACAAGAAUCUUGGCUCAAAGGAAAAACUUCAUGAGUUCCCAAAUAAGGAAACAACUCUAAAAGAUGGGGACUUGGUUUCAUUUGGCACUGGUAAUGCAACCUACAGGUUUGGUUUUGUCCCGCUCAUAUUUUUUGUUUAUCGCUCAGAGCCUUUCCAAAUGAAUCAUUCUCUUCAAGAUAAAAUUUCAUCAAUAGGCGCUUCUGUUACUCGUGCAUGGAGUUCAGAGUGCACACAUGUGCUUGUUGAUCAGUUCAUGCUGGUGAAAGAAGAUUUAGUUGAUAUUUUCUUGGCCAAGAAGCCUCUUGUCCUUAAUGAUUGGAUUGAGUUUGUUGCAGAAAAGAAUAUUCGAAAUGAAAUUCCAAGCUGCAAUGACUAUGUUCCAACCUUGACAUGCGGAGGCGUAUCUGUCAAAGUUGGCGACUCUAUAUCUAGAGAAAACUGCUUGAAAGGAUGCACUUUUUUGUUGGAACCUGCACACAAGUACAACUUUGGGGAUAGGUUGCAGUCACUAUUGGAAGCAAGUGGUGCCAAGGUUGAUUCGAUUGAUGGAUUGUCUUCAAGAAGCCAAGGCUUGGAGGGAGGAGAAAAUAAUCGGGUGGUGCAUGUAAUCCCUGCAUGUUCAGCAGACAAGUUUGAUUCCUUCCAUAACCACAGAUCUGUAUCAAGUGUGAAAGAGAUGAAUUUGAUUAGUGCUGUUAUAUCUGGACAUCUGGAUCCUUCUACUAUGAUAUCGCCACCUGUACUUGUCUCAUCUUCAUGCUCCACAGAUGAGACUGUAGUAGCAGAUUCUGAUGCAGAAGUUGAAACAGCCACAUCAAGUCAUGCCAAUUCUGCUGCCCACACUAAAGAAGUCUUUAAGUAUGAUAGCAAAGGGGAGAUAUCUGUAGUAGCUGAUUCUGAUGCAGAGGUUGAAACAGCCACAUUAAUUCAUGCCAAUGCUGCUGCCUGCACUACAGAAACCAUUAAAUAUGAUAGCAAAGGGGAGAUAUCUGUAGUGGCUGAUUCUGAUGCAGAGGUUGAAACAGCCACAUCAAUUCAUACCAAUGCUGCUGUGCGCACUGCAGAAGACAUCAAAUAUGAUAGCAAAAGGGAGAUAUCUAUUGGUCAGGCUGCUAAUGCAUCAGAGACUGGCCACAUGACACAUUUUAGACAAAGGAAUGAUGGUGUAAAAACAAGACGAGACAAAGUUGAUGAAUCUGAAAGUGGAAAUCCAGAUGUUUUAUACAGUCAAGAUUUAAUUGUGAGAGAUAUUAACUUGCUGACAUCAUUUUCUUCAACAAAAAAUAGAAUUGUAAAUUUCAAAUGCUUCAGAAAGGCAAAGACUCAAUCUGGGAAUAGCUUCAACAAUCUUAUUCCAUUUGCAAAGUACCCAUACAAAGAAUCUGACAAUGGGAGUGAUGAAGUAAUGCAAUCUGUGAAAGAAGAAAAAAAGCGGAAGCAAAUGGAAGCAAUUGCAGAAGAUUUAUUCAACAAUGAGAAGGGGAGACGACGAGGAGUAGCUGGUUCUCUUGCUGGCCUUCUUACUCGUGGUCGAUGAAAGGUUGUUAACAUUGCACUAUGGUAUCUAGUUUGGUUUAAGGUCCAGCAAACCAGAUAUUUUCUUACUCUCAUCACACAUCUGGAGAUGAACUGGAGGGGGUGCUCAACAGGAUGUACAGAAUUUUGCAUGUUAUGUUGCUCUGAUCCUGUAAUAUGGUGCUGGACAAAAAUGUAGAUCUUCCAGUUUUGAAGGGCUGCAGCACAUUGGUGGAAUCUUUGCUGCAAGUAGUAUCACAGAGUUUGAUUGUUAUUUCCACAGUCCUUUCCAUCUGUUUCAAAUUAUGGUUUGAAAGUAGUUAGCUUGAUGUUUUCCCAUGCCAAGAGGGCUUAUUUAUUCUUGAUGUCUUCCAAGUCCUUUUACUCCUCUCCAUCUUACUUUCUGUGAUAUGGAGAAGAGUUAAUUGUAGAGUUUCCUAGUGAAUGUUAUGCUUCCUAACAGGUUUGUCCAGGGCAACAAGAAGUUUAAGAGUUUUCCUGAGUAUGCUUAAUUUAGGCUCUAUGUGCUUAACAGAAUGGAGCAAAUUUUGAUCUAAUGAUGGGAAAUGAUACAAUUAAAAUUAGAAUACCA